AUAAACUUCAAUUACACGUCCCUAAUUAAAAAGGUUAAAACUUAAUCCCAUAGGCUCCUUCUUGGUCUUGUGUAUAUAAUAUAGUCUCUCUCGAUCUCCAUUUGAAAUAUCGUCCCAAUUUCUUAAAAAGUUUGGAUUCCUCCAAUAAAGAACAUGACUUCGUCUUCUUCUUCUCCUAUCACGUUUACUCUUCUUCUGCUUCUCUCUCUUCUUGUGGCACUAAACCCAAAUCCGUCGUUAGCCUCCACCGGUAGCAACAUCAACACAAACGACAUCGUGACGCAGUACAGCACAUACGUUAGAAACGCGUGCAACGUAACGCGAUACAACCGCCUCUGCGUCCGAACGCUAUGGCCGUUUGCAAUCGUCGCUCGAAACAACACCAGCAAGUGGGCUCGAGCUAGCGUCGCGGUUACCAUAACCGACACCAAACGGGUGCUGAGGCUCUUGCUCAAAACGCAGCGUUCAGCAGUUGGCGAAAGCGAGCGAAUCGCGUUGUCGGAUUGCCGAGAGCUCUUCGUGGACUCUCUCGACAACCUAUACAAGUCGCUCGCCGUUCUGCGGACACUGAACGCGGAUGAGUUCCAGCGGCAGAUAAGCGAUCUCGCCACGUGGCUAAGCGCAGCACUCACGGAUGAUGACACGUGUCUAGAUGGAUUUGAAGAGACGUCGAGUAGAACACGGACGGUCAGGAUGGUCCGGAGGAAGGCCACCAAGUGUAUGCGACUAUGCAGCAAUGCUCUGGCUCUCCUCAAGAAGCUUGCUUUUGAUGGCUUGUAAUCUACGCUAUGAUAUUUAUUUAUUACCCAUACAAUCAUGAAUCAUACAUACAUUAGAAGAAGAAAAAAACUUUAUUUUACUUUCGAACUAUUAUUGUAACACUAAUUAUAAAUAAUAUGAUUGUUGAUUGUUGUCCUGGUUAUUCUUAACUCACACAAAUUAUCAUGAAUUUAUCAUUUUCGUACUUAUUACAAAAUCAGUUGGCCUCGG
This is a messenger RNA of Arabidopsis thaliana (thale cress), 990 nucleotides long. Its product is annotated as Plant invertase/pectin methylesterase inhibitor superfamily protein. Gene Ontology annotation, molecular function: pectinesterase inhibitor activity; enzyme inhibitor activity. Gene Ontology annotation, cellular component: apoplast. NCBI's taxonomy places the organism in Eukaryota, Viridiplantae, Streptophyta, Magnoliopsida, Brassicales, Brassicaceae. The coding region runs from base 154 to 780 and encodes 208 amino acids. The transcript has a single exon. The record is from RefSeq and is marked reviewed.